Sinocyclocheilus rhinocerous is the source of this 368-nucleotide messenger RNA. Its product is annotated as EF-hand domain-containing family member B-like. The annotation marks the transcript as partial. The record is from RefSeq and is a predicted model, not a curated record. The transcript is spliced from 2 exons. NCBI's taxonomy places the organism in Eukaryota, Metazoa, Chordata, Actinopteri, Cypriniformes, Cyprinidae.
AUGAUCACACAUACGGAGUACCAACUGUACGGGCCGAUCUACCUGCUCCUCGUAUCAAACGUGUCAGCGACAGGACAAACUACGGAGACGAAGCAACAGCACAUAAUCUGCUGCACCCCCCUCUGCAUUCCCUCUACGGAGUCCAUGAAAAAGAGUUUUUUAGUCCUCGCACUAAAGAUGAGAUUGCACAGAUAUUCCAAAAAGUGGGUCUCAACGUUGCUGAGAAGACGUUUGAAGAGGCCUGGAAGUUGGCGUCCAUGAGACAUCCUGCUGGUGAUGUAUGUGUGGAAAGCUUUCGAAAUGUGCUUGGUGAACUACGGGCAAAUUAAACACAACAUUUGAGUAUUUUAAUUUAAUUUUAUUUAUAA